CCUGUUCACUCCUAUCUGACUCUUCGUUUUUUAUUUAACUUCGACUUUACGUUUGUUCAUGCUUCGUGGGCCAGAGUGCGACAGUUUGACCGUUGCACCAGAGGUGUGCAACUCGAGUGCACGUUGAUCAGGUUAGGAUGGCACCAGCGCUCAGCAAAUUUACGACUGGACGCACACUGGGCAGUGCAGUAACAGCUGGUGCGCUCAUUAUUUUGAUAUUGAAAUAUCGCAAUAAAAGACGAACGCAGAAGUCAAGAGACCAGUGGCUUACCAAUAAUGACAUCUAUUAUGUCAUUAAAGAGCAAAAGCCAAAAAGUCCCAAGGCACAAGUCGAUGCUGUUUUCUUCCGCAGAAUUUUACAAUUGCUCAAGAUCGGUAUUCCUGGUGUGCUGUCACCAGAAUUUGGCAUGGUUUUUGUAGUAGCAGCUUCUUUGAUUGGCAGGACCUUAUGUGACUUAUAUAUGAUUAGGAAGGGUACUCAGAUAGAAACAGCAAUUGUCAGCAAGAAUGGACCAUUAUUCAGGAAACAUUUAUUUUCUUUCUUUUUUAUAGGGCCUAUGAUAGCAGUCUUGAACAACAUAAUGAAGUACAGUUUAAGUGAAAUGAAGUUGAAGUUACGUACAAAUAUCACACGUUACUUACUGGAUCAUUAUCUUAAGGGCUUUACUUAUUACAAAAUGUGCAACUUGGACAGUCGUAUCUCUAAUCCGGAUCAACUCUUGACUACGGAUGUUGAUAAAUUUUGUGACAGCUUUGUAAACCUUUAUAGCAAUGUGACAAAGCCUUUGUUAGACAUUGGUAUUUAUGUGUUUAAAUUAACUCCUAUUGGUGCGCAAUCGCCACUGUCGAUAUUAACGUAUCUGGUAUUAGCUGGCGUUUUUCUGACCAAAAUUCGCAAGCCCAUUGGUCAAAUGACGGUCAAAGAACAACGAUUAGAAGGAGAAUAUCGUCACAUCAACUCUCGAUUGAUUACUAACUCAGAAGAAAUCGCGUUCUACCAUGGAAACAACAGAGAAAAAUUGACACUGUUAACUAGUUUCCACAAACUUAUAAGCCAUCUUCGUAGAGUCUUGGAAUUUAAAACUUUCAUAGGUAUAAUAGACAACCUCGUUGCAAAGUAUUUUGCCACUGUAGUCGGUUUCUACGCGAUCAGUAUACCCUUCUUCCAGGACAAUCAUCCCCUGCUCACCGGCUCGUCUAAUCAUCGCUUCAACUCUUACUAUACAUAUGGCCGGAUGAUGGUUAGAAUGGCCGAGGCGGUCGGCCGGCUGGUAUUGGCUGGCAGAGAACUCACGCGGUUAGCUGGAUUCACAGCAAGAGUUACCGAGGUCAAACAGGUCCUUGAUGAAUUGAACGCCGGCAAGUAUGAGAGAACGAUGAUUACGGAUUACAAGGACACCGCUUUCGGCUAUCCCGGUGGCGGCAAAAUCAUACCACGUGACAACGUCAUAAGAUUCGAUCGUGUGCCACUCGUUACGCCAAAUGGAGACGUACUUAUCAAGGAACUAUCUUUCGAGGUGAAGUCGGGCAUGAACGUCUUGGUUUGUGGUCCGAAUGGUUGCGGCAAAAGUUCCAUGUUCAGGAUUCUCGGUGAACUGUGGCCAGUCUGGUCUGGGUCUGUCACGAAACCACCACGUGGUAAGCUAUUCUACAUUCCGCAACGUCCUUACAUGACGUUGGGCACCUUGAGAGAUCAGGUUAUUUAUCCUCAUACGAGAGCAGAGAUGCAGAGGCGCGGUAACGUUAACGACGACGAUUUAAAGAAAUUUUUGGACUUGGUGCAACUGACUCAUCUGUUGGAUAGAGAGAAUAUUAGCAACAGUGAAGGACAAGGUUGGGACGCGGUAGCCGAUUGGAUGGAUGUUCUAUCGGGAGGUGAAAAACAACGUAUAGCAAUGUCUCGACUGUUUUAUCACAAACCGCAAUUCGCGAUCUUGGACGAGUGCACGAGCGCUGUUAGCAUGGACGUCGAAGACUCUAUGUAUAUGUACUGCAGAAAAGAGAAUAUAACAUUGUUCACAGUUUCACAUCGUCGUUCUCUUUGGAAACAUCACGAGUACUAUUUGCAAAUGGAUGGACGAGGAAGCUACGAAUUCAUGCCAAUCCAACAAGAUACGAUAGAAUUCGGAUCGUGAAUUCUUGCGUCCCUUGCAUACGUGGAUAAACGUAAUCGUGCAAGGGACAUCUAAUGUUGUCUGUUAGUAAUUUUAAUAAUAGAUAAACAAAUUUUUUUAAACAAAGACAACAGAAUGCUAUAGAAAAUGUUAACUCUGUAUUUUACGUUCAAGCCUACUUGAACUACUUCCACUCUUAAAAUGCAAUAACUCCGUAGCUGUUCCUAAUAUUCUAACAAUUUGCGACUAUCAAUUUUCUAUUAAUAAGUAGGGCACUUCAACGAUAUAAGAAACGAUAAAUAUGUAAGAAAUGAAUAUAGGACGCAGCAGGAUUAGAUACAAAUGAUUAUCUGACUCUUUAUACUGUACUGAUAAGCACUUUACCAAGUACCAGCGAGACAGGCACAGCAUCUAGUGCGACGCUGAUUCCUUCACGUACGCAUAGUUAUUUAAAUUGCAAUGCACAAUAAUAUAUUUUUCUAUCAGUGUUUUAACAAAAUACAGAGUAACGUACUUUUGAAUACAAUGUAAGAUUCAGACAUAUGACGCUGUAAUACUUUUAAAACAAGUUUUCGUAUAUCUUUAAUUCCUCUUCGAAUAUUAGAUAUGUAAAUAUAUAUAUAAGCAGGUAUAGGUAUAUAUAUAAGCAGGUAUAGUGUGUAGAUAUCUAAUGCAAAAAUUCUCGGUUGUUUAUUAACAAUUUUUUUUCGUUUUAUAAAGUAGAAACGCCGCAAAUUAUUUACUAGUUAAAUUUACUAAUAUAUUAUGUUAUACGACACUUUCAAAUAUUUAGAUUUCUUACAGUUUAUGGAAAAAUUUAUCUUAUCUCAUGAUAAUGUAUGCAUGAAUAUAUAUAACAUACUUCAUUAUAGGGCCUGGGGUAAGAUUGUAAUAUUUGUUAUGGUAUGUUAGAACACAAAAGAUAUACAUCACACGAGGGAUGUAGCAAAUUGUUGGACAA
This is a messenger RNA of Harpegnathos saltator (Jerdon's jumping ant), 3075 nucleotides long. RefSeq names its product ATP binding cassette subfamily D member Pmp70 (gene Pmp70). The coding region runs from base 138 to 2135 and encodes 665 amino acids. Gene Ontology annotation, cellular component: peroxisomal membrane. The record is from RefSeq and is a predicted model, not a curated record. Gene Ontology annotation, biological process: long-chain fatty acid import into peroxisome; fatty acid beta-oxidation; very long-chain fatty acid catabolic process. The transcript has 12 exons. Gene Ontology annotation, molecular function: ATP hydrolysis activity; long-chain fatty acid transmembrane transporter activity; ABC-type transporter activity. NCBI's taxonomy places the organism in Eukaryota, Metazoa, Arthropoda, Insecta, Hymenoptera, Formicidae.